GGGGAAACCUCGGGUGUUGACAAUCAUGUGGAUGUUCUUUAACGCGCACCAUGUGAGCACGUGACCACAAAAUGUUCAGACUUGGGGGUUGUUUCCAAUUAUAAACACUUAAAUUAUAGAGUUAUAGGUGAUGUUAGCGCCACUGUUGGCCUGUGAUCGUGUCUACAGUCGUUCUGUGUGGGGCAGCACUACGUCAUAUUUGGGUCCAGGCAUUCAGUCGGAAACCGGAAAUUCGUCACCUAUUAGCGACAGUUGCCAUUUUGAAGGGAGGAGUGAAGAGCUGGGGAACUGCGUGCUUGUUUUUCAGCGGUGUUAGUUGCUCAUAAAAAUAUUUCAUCAUGGCUAUGCAAGCAGCGAAGCGUGCUAAUAUACGAUUACCUCCAGAAGUGAACAGAAUCCUUUACGUCAGAAACCUUCCUUAUAAGAUCACAGCUGAGGAAAUGUAUGAUAUCUUUGGGAAAUAUGGACCAAUACGUCAAAUCAGAACGGGUAAUACACCUGAAACAAGAGGAACAGCUUAUGUGGUUUAUGAAGACAUCUUUGAUGCCAAGAAUGCCUGCGACCAUCUGUCAGGCUUCAAUGUCUGCAACCGUUACCUGGUGGUCCUCUACUACAAUGCAAACAGAGCUUUCCAAAAGAUGGAUACAAAGAAAAAAGAGGAACAGCUGAAACUUCUAAAAGAGAAAUAUGGCAUCAACACAGACCCUCCAAAAUAACAUUUGGAAGAACUCAUCCCCUACCACGACCCCUUCUACAUCCAUGUCCAGAAUCUUCUCUUUUCUAUCUGUACAUGCUGGUAUUAUACAGUUGUGUAAAAUGUUCUUUUUUUUUUAAAGAUUUUGUUGAAAUUAGAAGUUGAGUGGGAGUUUGUUUAUUAUUUACUUCAUCAAAUAUGUCUGAUCACUGCCUAGACCUUGUGAGUCUGAGUCAGGGCAGUGAGCAGUUGUGUGGCAUUCAAAAUAAACCUUUGAGAUGUUGGUUGGCGUUCAGCCGAAGUGAUUGACAGGUGAGACAAACCCUUGAGUAAGAAACAAGGUUUAAAAGGAUUUAGAUAGUGAGUGGUCAUCAUAUUCACCUAGGGAAAGAUAUCUCUCUUUUAGUUUUCACUUCUACUUUAUACAGUUGUUUAAUUUGAAGCUAACUACAGCCCUGCAAAGUGUGAUAUGAAUUAGAGCUCAUACAUGCUGACUGUACAGUAAAUGGUUUCUGUACAAUAAAUGUUCCUUUUCUAAAA
Messenger RNA from Scatophagus argus, 1234 nucleotides. RefSeq names its product splicing factor 3b, subunit 6 (gene sf3b6). The coding region runs from base 339 to 716 and encodes 125 amino acids. Gene Ontology annotation, cellular component: ribonucleoprotein complex; nucleus; cytoplasm. The record is from RefSeq and is a predicted model, not a curated record. Gene Ontology annotation, molecular function: mRNA binding. NCBI's taxonomy places the organism in Eukaryota, Metazoa, Chordata, Actinopteri, Scatophagidae. The transcript is spliced from 4 exons.